Messenger RNA from Medioppia subpectinata, 3069 nucleotides. NCBI's taxonomy places the organism in Eukaryota, Metazoa, Arthropoda, Arachnida, Sarcoptiformes, Oppiidae. The record is from the annotation of a GenBank genome assembly.
CAAACGCGAAGACGUUUCAUAACAUAUGCGCUGAAGAAUUACGGGAACGGCUCGUGGAUUGAGUCCAACGACUGGCAGAUCAUCUCUCGCCAGAAUGCGGGCCAACACUUUCCCAGCGAUUUCGAUGUCCUUCACUUGUGUUGGAAUCGCAACACAACAGACAGACAUGCGUUCAGAUCCCGACAAUCGCUUUCAUGGCUCAAUGCCUUCAGCUUUAGUUUUGGCGGAAGCGGUGGUGACUCCCGGCGACGUCUGUUGAGGGCUAUUCCCCGACAGAUCACAAGUGUAUUACAGGCGGACGUGUUGUGGGCAAUGGGUAUCACUGGUGCGGGCGUUAAGGUCGCUGUGUUUGACACGGGUUUACCCAAAAAUCAUCAACACUUCAAACGAAUCAAAGAGCGAACCAAUUGGACCAACGAGAAGACGUUUGACGACGGGUUAGGUCACGGCACGUUUGUGGCCGGAGUGGUCACCAGUAGUAAAGAGUGUUUGGGUUUCGCACCGGACGCUGAGCUGCACGUGUAUCGCGUGUUUACCAAUAAUCAGGUUUCGUACACGUCUUGGUUUUUGGAUGCAUUCAAUUACGCCAUAUUGAAGAAAAUCAAUGUUUUGAACCUAAGCAUCGGUGGCCCGGACUUUAUGGACCACCCGUUUGUCGAUAAAGUGUGGGAAUUGACCGCUAAUAAUGUGAUAAUGAUUUCUGCCAUCGGAAACGACGGACCACUCUAUGGAACGCUUAACAAUCCGGCGGAUCAAAUGGAUGUGAUAGGCGUCGGAGGCAUCAACUUUGAGGACCAAAUCGCCAGAUUCUCUUCGCGAGGAAUGACUACUUGGGAAUUGCCCGCCGGUUACGGACGCGUCAAACCAGAUAUCGUGACUUACGGUUCAGCCGUUCGCGGCUCGAGUAUCAAAGGCGGCUGUCGUUCUCUGUCGGGAACAUCGGUGGCGUCGCCCGUAGUCGCCGGUGCCGUCACUCUACUGAUGAGUGCUGUGCUUCAUAUGGGAAACGCCAUAAACCCGGCGUCUAUGAAGCAGGCGUUGAUGGCGUCGGCCAGACGUUUGCCGAACAUUGCCAUCUUUGAACAAGGUUGGGGUAAACUUGAUUUGGUUCGCGCCUAUCAAGUGCUUCGUUCGUACAGACCUCAGGCCACUCUCAGUCCCAGUUAUCUCGAUUUGACGGACUGUCCCUAUAUGUGGCCCUAUUGUACUCAACCCCUAUACUACAGCGCAAUGCCUACUAUUGUUAACGUAACCAUUUUGAAUGGUAUGGGAGUGACGGGUAUUAUCAGUGGUAAACCCCAAUGGCAUCCAUACACCCCUCAAAACGGCCAAUACUUGGAUAUUGCGAUCACUCACUCAGAUAUGUUAUGGCCGUGGAGUGGAUGGAUGGCUAUAUACAUCUCGGUGUCGGCCGAUGCCCAGCACUGGGAAGGCAUAGCUCAGGGACACAUCUCACUAACUGUUGAAUCGCCUGCCAGUGAGAGUGGAGGUCAACCCCAGAGAUCUGACAUUAAAUUGCCCAUAAAAGUGAAGAUAAUGGCCACUCCGCCCAAAAGUAAGCGCAUUCUAUGGGAUCAAUACCAUAACCUUCGUUACCCUCCGGGGUAUUUCCCGCGCGACAAUCUCCACAUGAAGAACGAUCCGCUCGAUUGGAACGGAGACCACAUUCACACUAAUUUCAAAGAUAUGUACCAACACUUGAAGACUAACGGCUAUUACGUGGAAGUGUUGGGCUCUCCCUACACCUGUUUUGAUGCCAAAAAUUACGGGACACUACUCAUCGUCGAUCCCGAAGAAGAGUACUUUCCCGAAGAGAUAACAAAACUGAAACGUGAUUUUGACGACGGGUUGUCUGUGAUAGUGUUUGCCGACUGGUAUAACGUGACUGUCAUGAAAAAAGUGAAAUUUUACGACGAGAACACUCGCCAGUGGUGGGAACCGGACACCGGAGGCGCCAACAUUCCGGCCAUCAAUGAUCUGCUCUCGUCGUGGGGUAUAGUUUUGGGUGAUUAUGUGUUUGAGGGGAACUACAAGAUCGGCACUCACGACAUGUACUUCGCCUCCGGUUCCAGUGUUGUUAAGUUUCCACUCAAAGACAGUCUUUUACUCAAACGGAGUCUUAACGAUCAGGGAUUGGAAAUACUAAACGGACAGAAACAAGAGAUACAUAACGUGCCGAUACUGGGAAUGUAUGGCCCGCACAGCGAAACGGGCCAACAAAAAGGUCGUCUCUCUGUUUACGGCGAUUCCAAUUGUUUAGAUACGGCUCACAUGCAAAAGGACUGCUUUUGGAUGCUCGAGGCUCUCCUCCAGUUCUCCACCACCGGAAAGAUUCCCAUUAUUUUUAAAGAAACGCUUAAAGAGGAGGACAUAAAGGCGAAUGAAGUGGAGAGCGGCGCCACUGACGACAAGUCGCUACAUAUGUUAGAAGAACUGCCGCAACGAAUGGAAGGCAACCAUUUGUAUAGAUAUUCCAAAGUAUUGGAGAAUCAUUUAGAAAACACACACACUAUCCGUAGUCUUCCCUCGUGUUUGUCUCUGAAAUACGAAACACCGGUUCCACUGAACAAGUCUUUGCCAACAAAUCUGUAUAAAUCGCAAAAACUAUUGUCAGUGAGUGGUAUAGAUAUGGGUAUAUCUUUGCCACAAUCGAAACAAUUGUCGCAUAACUUCGAGCACUACGAUUCCUCGCGUUGGGAUACGUCCGGUCUGUUCACUCAUCAAGAAUCGGAAGUACGGCUCCCAUCUCUCACAACACUUAUCUUAUUAGUUGUGUUGGUUCUGCUCUUUCUCUUCUUAAAGCAAUGGUAUCAUCACUUAAGGCCUCACAGAACACGUAAACGGAGGUCAAGAACUACUGUCAAACGCCUAUUAUUACAGGCGUUGCCCUCACUACUAUUAGACUUUUAUUUUGCUAACGAUUUAUACGAAGAAGUCUGCGAUAAAGUCAAUGACAAUGCCUUUAACUGUUGGCUCGUUUUGAUUCAGUCUUAUUGUUACUCAUUUCCCAAUAUUGAGACCCUCUUUGAUCUCAUUGAAGAUAUCAUCGCAAACAACACAUUAUGUCUA